Molecule: messenger RNA, 975 nt
Organism: Fragaria vesca subsp. vesca
Lineage: Eukaryota; Viridiplantae; Streptophyta; Magnoliopsida; Rosales; Rosaceae
Product: thylakoid lumenal 16.5 kDa protein, chloroplastic-like
Exons: 4
Coding region: 73-723 (216 amino acids)
Biological process (GO): photosystem II repair
Source: RefSeq, a predicted model, not a curated record
AUAGCUGUGGAUUUUCCCACCAAAAAUAGCAGAGAAAAUUGAGCUGAAAAGAAUCAAUCUGUCUUUGAAGAAAUGGCCACAGCCUCUAGCACCUUCCUCUCUUCAACAACAUUGAUCUAUGCCCAGAAAGUUAGUACCAGGAGACAAUUGAGCUUUUGCAAAGCACAGAGUGAGUCUUCUUCUUCUUCAUCAUCUGGACCAGGAGGUCCAGUUGUGACCAAGAGAGGCCUGGGCAUCAGCUUUGCCACCAGCCUUGUUAUUUCAGUGGUUGGAGGAGGAGAGUGGUUUAAGUCCAAUGCAGCAAUUCUAGAAGCUGAUGAUGAUGUGGAGCUUUUGGAGAAGGUUAAGAAAGAUAGGCAGAAGAGGCUUGAAAGACAGCAAGUCAUCAGCUCUGCCAAAAAAGAAACAGGAGAUCUGCAGGAACUGGUGUUCAGGCUCAGCAAAGUAGGCCAGGCCCUCGAUGGUAAUGACUGGUCUACAGCUAGUUCUGUUCUCGGGGAUAAAGAUUGGGUUAAGAAGGCCAAUGUAGCUUUGAAUAAGCUGAGCUCUAGUCCUGAAGAGCAGACUGAGGUGGAUGCAUUUAAUUCCUCGCUCGCUUCGUUGAUAUCAUCAGUUGCAAAGAAUGAUGUAGAGUCCUCCAAACUUGCCUUUGUGUCGUCUGCUACUGCAAUCGAGAAAUGGACAGCACUAACCGGGCUAGGUGGCCAGCUUAAGGGACUUUAAACAGACAGAUGAUUACUUGCUUUCACAUGAUUUUCUUUUUCUAUGACAGGAGAACUGUUAGUAGCAGUCUCAGUUGAGCUUCAGCUACAACAGAUUACAUUAAGCAUUACCAAUUACGAGUGCAUCAAUCUCAUAAAUUUUUUUCAACUGAACUAGUGGAAUUUCCCAUUUUUGAAUACAUUGCUCACCAGUAUUUGCAAAACUCGGAAUCCUGGGCAGCUGUAAUUAAUACUCUUUAGAAUCGACGAGAUC